Molecule: messenger RNA, 6320 nt
Organism: Zootoca vivipara (common lizard)
Lineage: Eukaryota; Metazoa; Chordata; Lepidosauria; Squamata; Lacertidae
Gene: PUS7L
Product: pseudouridine synthase 7 like
Biological process (GO): pseudouridine synthesis
Cellular component (GO): nucleus
Molecular function (GO): RNA binding; pseudouridine synthase activity
Source: RefSeq, a predicted model, not a curated record
CAGGGGGUGGGGUGGCGUUUCGCCACGCUUUAUCGCUUCUCCGGCCCAAAUGUUUUAAUCAGAUACCUUGCGCGGGGUUUUGGUCUAUCUUUUGUGAGACAAUGAUACAAUCCUAUCGCCUCCUCCUCCUCUACUCUUUCUCCUUCCUUGCCUCUGGCUCCACCCCUACUUUGAUGAAAGUGGUAUGCUCUGACUUCCUUGGUUCUUCCUCUUUAUCCCCCCCCCCCUACCGCGCGGCUAGAUGGAAGAUUCCUUCCAGUAGCUCUACCGCUAUUGCCGCCAGGGGUCCUUCUGAGCCGCGCGGGUCGUGCUAAGUGUUCGCAGGGGGAUUUCCGUGCAAUUGGAUACAAUUGCAAUUGGAACGUUGCGCCGGCGGUGGGGAGUCGGCCUUGUGCGAGCCCGCAAAAGAGCCUUAUCAGCAGGUCAGAGACCGCUGGUCCGCCUACCUCAGUGUUGCCUACUCUGACUGGCAGCGGCUCCCCAAGGGGGUCAGAAAGGGGGGCGCGCAUCCCCAGCCCUACCUGGAUUGAACCUGGGAGCUUCUGCCUGCAAGGCUGUAUAAUAUUGGAAUGGAAGAAGAUACUGACAGGGCAGUGGCAUUCCACUCUUGCACUUAUGUGAAUGAUCACAUUGGCUUCUGCGGCAGCUUAAAAACAUUCCCAAAGGACUUUGUAGUAACAGAAAUUAAUGCAUUUGGGCAGUUAGUUAAUGAGAUCACAGCAGAUUCUCCUAAUAAAUCCUGUGAGAGCCUGUCGGAACAAGCUGGGUUCUGUCAACAGGAUCCCAAAAGGCUGAGACUGAGUCAUCCAGAACUGUGCACAGAUGAAGAAUAUUGCAACAUUCGGGAUGAUGAUGUUCGCUGUUCCCCAGAAUGUCUUUCUUUCUCUGUUAGAGAAAGUGAAGAACAUAAAGCUGAUAAUGUACCUGAAAAUCACCUUGCCCAAACUGUUACCCUGGACUCCUUAUUAGAUAAGCCCUUAAGGGAGCAACUCGGUCAGUUUGCUUGCCGUGUGAAAGACAUGUGGGAAUCUAAAUCUGAACGAGCGGUUCCUCCAGAUGAAUUUUCUCUUGGUCCAGUCCCUGACAAGAAGAAUCGAGCCAGCUUACAUGGUGCCAUCAGACAGGAAUACCCUUUCUUAGCCACGACGACAAAAUGUGGGGAGAUGAUUGUGAAGGCAAAUCAGGACUACCAAGAUCUUUGCCAGCUGGUGUCUGAAGAGGAGGCAUGUGGCUUUAUGAAAUUUUUAGAUGCCAAACUGGAACAGUCAAAGUUUGCUUUCAGGCCGGAUGGAGAUAAGGAACACCGUAAGAUGGUUCACCACUUUAUCAGUAAAAAAUUUGGGAAGCUUGUGGAAACCAAGUCUUUCACCGACGCUCAACAAAAGGUGGUCAUUAUAGUAAGGUUUCGUGAGAAAAGUGGUUCAAGGAAAAGGGCUGCUGUUGACAGUGGGAUGAGAAAAGAAAUUUACACAGCUUUUACCCUCCGGAAAGAGAACCUGGAAACGCUUGAAGCAAUUAGCUUCUUGUCUGCCGAACUUGGCGUGUUCCCUUCAGACUUCAGUUACACAGGCAUUAAGGACAAGAAGGCCAUUACGUACCAAGCUAUGGUUGUGAAGAAGGUGACGCCUGAAAGAUUGAAAGAACUUGGAAACACAAUUGGGAAAAAAGGAAUUGGUGUGUCUAAUGUACACUCUGCCAGUCAGCCGCUGAGACUUGGUCAAUUGCAAGGAAACCAUUUUGAUAUAAUUGUCAGAGAUUUAAAACUUCAGAGCAAUGACUGUUCUGCGAGCCUAAAGGAGAGAAUAUAUGAAGCAACUGAGAACGUCAAGAAAAAUGGUUUUAUAAAUUUCUAUGGACCUCAGCGAUUUGGACAAAGGCAGACUGUACAGACGGAUCAAAUCGGGUUGGCUUUGCUGAAUGAAGAACUGGUCAAAGCGGUGAAAUUGUUUUUCACGCCAGAAGAUUCAGAUGAUCCUGUAAACAAAGCGAAGAAAUACUUCCUUCAGACCGAGGACGCCAAAGGUACCCUCGCGAUGCUGCCUGACUUUAAAGUCCGAGAAACGAUGCUGCUGCGUGCCUUGAACCGCUACGGUAUAAAUCACGAGGGAUGUGCACGAGGGUGGCUCAGUAUUCCUCACUCCAUGCGUAUUUUCUACGUUCAUGCAUAUUGCAGUAAGAUUUGGAACGAAGCCGCUUCCUACCGGAUUAAGAUCUACGGUACAAGAGUUGUGGCUGGCGACCUCAUCUUUUCGGGAACACCUUCUGAAAGCUGUUCGCUGAAUGACAAGGUCCACGUAGUAACAGCUGCAGAAGAAGAAGCCAAAGAAUAUGCAAUAAAUCAGGUGAUUAUCCCAAUGGCUGGCUACAACGUCCGCUAUCCCACUAACAAAGUUGGGGAGUGGUAUCGCAAAAGACUUGCCCGUGAUGGGCUGCAGAUGCGCCAGUUCAGGCUUCCGUCAUUACAGCUGAACGUGCCCGGGUGCUACCGACAUCUCCUGAAGUAUCCGCGCGAUCUGUCGUACAGUUUUGUAAAAAGCGGCGAAGAACCGAUAGGAACUGGGGACAAUUCCCCGAAAGAUCCCGAAACUUCUCUUUCGGUGUCGUUUCGGCUUGAUCCUUCGUGUUACGCCACUGUUUGUUUGGGGGAAAUAAUGAAGUGCAAUCUUUAAAAAAAGAAAAGAAAAGACAGAGCUUCUCUGUAUAGAAAUAUGGCAAGCUCAAUAAAAAUGGUAUGGGGCUGCGUAGAAAAAAAAACACGGUGCUACACUUUGGCUUGGGGGAGGUAGGGGCUGCUUUUCCUCAGGCUGCAAAAUGUCUUGGGCCAGAUCCUCCCACCUUGGAUCUACUGUAACAAGACAGUGCAGGAGUACAGCCAAGUUGCCAGCCUUAUGCUUCCCGAACAGGUAAACCCAACAUCCCUGUGCUCCUAAAUUGGACCAGCGUCUAAUUCUUUGCCUUAUCCACACAUUAAGUUUCAACUUGUUAUUGCUCACCUAUCCUGCACCUGAGUAUUCAUACCACAGGCCCUGCAUUCUGGAGCUCUCCAAUUUCUCUUUGGCACUGGGUGAAAUCUGGCUUUCAGUGUUCUUUUAAGACUGAUUCCCCCCCCCUCCACUCUGCUUUCAAAUUGCUUUGUUUUUAUUGGCCAUUAUGGCGGCCUGGUCUUGGGACUUUUGGGGGGCUGAAGAGCAGGGUGAAAGUGCAGAUAAUGAAAAGGAAUGAAAAACAGAACAGGGCUGUCUUAAGCAUAUGCGGUAGAAGAGCCCGUCGCGGCGUUCCGACCGACGAGCGGGCUCUUUCCUGAACUCAACUCUCGGGCCCUUGACACUCUUAGCCUGGCACCCCUGAGAGUCCGGCGCCCGGGUGUCCUGCACCGCACUCCUAUCGCCUAUGGGUAAGACGGCCCUGAACAGAACUGUGUGUGUCACCUACAAGCUGAUGAUACUAACUCUGAACUUAUUCUAUCCCAGCCAUUGCAUCCUAGUGCAAAGAAAAAUAUUUGAAGUGCCCUGGACAAAUCCCGCAUGGUAAAUAAUAAUAUUUUUUUUAAUUUAUACCCCACCCAUCUGGCUGGGUUUCCCCAGCCACCCUGGGCAGCUCCCAGCAGAAUAAAAACACAAUAAAACAUCAAACCUUAAAAACUUCCCUAAACAGGGCUGCCUUCAGAUGUCUUCUAAAAGUCUGGUAGUUGUUUAUUUCCUUGACAUCUGACAGGAGGGCAUUCCACAGGGCGGGCGCCACCACCGAGAAGGCCCUCUGCCUCAUUCCCUGUAACCUCACUUCUCACAGUGAGGGAACCGCCAGAAGGCCCUCAGAACUGGACCUCAGUGUCCGGGCAGAACGAUGGGGGUGGAGAUUCAGUGGCCACCCAGCACUACCUUCUGACAUAGCAUCAUUAGGUAGGAGCAUAUUCUCCUGACCCUCUGCCUUUUGGACUUAAGUUCCCUAGUCUUUCUUGCUGCUGCAUCCUGUCAAAACUAACUAUCCUUCAUAUACCAAGCCCCCUCUUUCCUGUCAAAACCACACUCUCCUUCCUGUUCCCAGCCCCCUUCUUUUCUUUGGCUCCUCCUUUCCUCAGCUGCUUGUUUCUCUUCUCUUUCUCUUUUUUAGGCCUUUGGUUCUACCAUCCAUAUCUAAGGUCUUUGCUCCCCUCACUCCAUUGCCUGCUCUGCCCUUCCUUUAUACUUCCAGUUCAAUGCCACCUUCUGCAAGUCAGGAAAAUGCAGCCAUUGGGUUUGACUCCAGAUCAGGCCAUGCAGCUCUCUUUGCAUAAGGCACAGGGAACACAUGUGGGGUUGUUUGGUUUGAACGGACUAUGGUUCAGCAUAUCGUCCUAAGAGACCUCCUGUGUUUGUUUAUCCACAAACUGUUGCUAUGCCCUGAGAUCCUUCUAGUGUGAGUAAAUGAAGAAUCCCUAUAUGGAGUGGAGUAACAGCUAUUAAGAUAAGACUUUGGGGCCUGGCUCCAGAAUGACACAUAAGAGAAUUGCACUGUUCCAAGUGGGCAGUUGUGUUAUAUUAAUAGACUCUGCUGCUCCAUUGAGCUCAACAGUGUUAGCCUAUGUGAAUACUAAACUGUUGUAUAAUGGAAUGAAAAUAUAAUGUAAACCAGGACUGGGUUUUUGUGUUUAAAGGACUUCUAGGUCAGUUCUGCUACUGAUAACAAAAUUUCUGGGUUGAGAUGUAUUCUGACAUUCCCUUUCCCCUCAUUCUAUGUCCACCCCCCUUUCAAAAAACUGGACAGCUCAGUGGGUUAGAGCAUGGUGCUGAUAAUGCAACGGUUGCAGGUUCAAUCCCUGUAUGGGACAACUGCAUAUUCCUGCAUUGCAGGGGGUUGGACUAGAUUAUCCUUAGGGUCCCUUCUAAUUCUACAAUUCCAUGAAAGUCACUGUAUUGCACUUGGUUCCAUCUGGUAGACGUUAGGGUUGUUGUACGCAAAAAUCAAAAUAUAACCUGCUAGCUUGAAAUCCACCCACCUCUGGUAUAAACUAUAGUGCAGUGGAGUGAAUGGAGUGUGCAUACUUGCACAACGUGAUCUCCAGUUACAUAACGCUGCGUAAUUUGCCUUAUAGGAAUCAUUAACUCAACCUACUGCAUCAGCUUAAGAAGCAACAGCAACACUGUGGCCCCCUCUGCGAGCUGCUUUACAGUUAUCUUAAAUCAGCAACCAAAAAGACGAGCCUUUUAAACAGCUUCUCAUUGCGAACCUGUUCUUUUAUAAACAGUGGGAAUACACAUCCUGUCCUUAAAAGGCACAACAGUUAGCUGUAUUCCCAAUGUUUUUAGAGCAUAUCAGAGAGGGGAAGGAUGCCAUUGUGCAGUGUGUGAAUCCCUGCAAAAAAAAAGGAGGAGAUGCAGCCAUAAAUCACAAGCAGGGUGAUUUGGAAUCCUAACCAGUUGCAAAAAGAUUAAAAAUAUGAUGCAAGGUAGCAUAUAGACAUUAGUUGCAUGUAUUCUGCUUCAUCUGCAGGUGGCGCUGUAACUUUGCAGGAACUAAUGGGGGUGGGAAGCAACACCAGCCAUUUAUUUAAAUGACGUGUAGAAUGCUGUUGGUAUUAUUUCAGAUUUUUCCUGGGGUGAUGCAUCUUACUCUAGGGGGUUCAGCCUCUGAUUCUAUUUCUAAAGGCUAUAGGAUUACCUGAGAGCAAGAAGUGAGUUUUUGGAAGCACAGACUUUACCCAUUACAUCCCCACCAAAUUUGAGUUACAGUACUUGACCCAGGUGGCGCUGUGGUUAAACCACUGAGCCUAGGGCUUGCUGAUCAGAAGGUCGGCGGUUCGAAUUCCUGCGAGGGGGUGAGCUCCCGUUGCUUGGUCCCAGCUCCUGCCAACCUAGCAGUUCGAAAGCACAUCAAAAUGCAAGUAGAUAAAUAGGUACCGCUCCAGCGGGAAGGUAAACGGCAUUUCCAUGCGCUGCUCUGGUUCGCCAGAAGUGGCUUAGUCAUGCUGGCCACAUGACCUGGAAGCUGUAUGCCGGCUCCCUUGGCCAAUAAUGCGAGAUGAGCGCGCAACCCCAGAGUCGGUCAUGACUGGACCUAAUGGUCAGGGGUCCCUUUACCUUUAAAACAAAGCUGGAGUAGAAAUACCCUGUUUUUUUAGGCAGUUUCUAAAUGUUAGCAAAUGCAGUGUCAAAGUUAUUGCUGCUGUCUGUAGGUAACCAGGAUGGAUAAAAAUCCAUUAUUAUUUUAACAAUUUUUUUUUAAUUUUUUUAUUUAAAUCACUUUUUAAAAUUGGAUUUUGAAAAUAAAAUGCUUUAGGAGGAAAAAAUCUUUCUAAAGAUAGUUUUCUUUUUAAGUUACAUUAUAGUCCAAAGGCUAUUCAU